Messenger RNA from Carassius carassius (crucian carp), 2043 nucleotides. It is a transcript of the gene lrrc1, whose product is annotated as leucine rich repeat containing 1. Gene Ontology annotation, molecular function: protein binding. The transcript has 14 exons. The record is from RefSeq and is a predicted model, not a curated record. Gene Ontology annotation, biological process: neurotransmitter receptor transport, endosome to postsynaptic membrane; neurotransmitter receptor transport postsynaptic membrane to endosome. The coding region runs from base 359 to 1939 and encodes 526 amino acids. Lineage: Eukaryota; Metazoa; Chordata; Actinopteri; Cypriniformes; Cyprinidae. Gene Ontology annotation, cellular component: postsynaptic density; adherens junction; postsynaptic membrane.
GAUUCGUGACGUCAGUCUGGAAUGAGGGAGUGAAUGUUCCGGGAUAAGGAAAACGCUAAAUAAACGCCACUAAACAGGCAUGAAACCGCUUACAAAGAGUGAUAUGGUACACUUAACAGCCUCUCAGUAAAGAUGUCGCGAGAAAGGUGAAAAAGCGGAAGGAAAACUCCGGGGAUCAAAGCAGAAGUGGAGCGCGACGAUUUUAUUCCAUGUUUCAGUCGCGUCGGAGAUCUAUGCGACACUAGUUGCGCUCUUUCACCGUUCCUAGUUUCUCCAGCUCAUCUGUUUGAGUUUGGAUUGCUGUAGCAACUUUUCCAAGCAGUAGGGAUCUAUCUAGGGCUAGGAUCAGCCUCCCGUGAUGUUUAACUGUAUCCCCCUGUGGCGGUGCAGCCGUCACAUCGAGUCGGUCGAUAAGCGCCACUGCUCGCUGCUCUUCGUCCCGGAGGAGAUCUAUCGCUACAGAGCGAGUCUGGAAGAGCUUUUACUGGACGCCAACCAGCUCCGGGAUUUGCCCAAGCAAUUUUUCAAUUUGACUAAGCUGAGGAAACUUGGCCUAAGUGACAAUGAGAUCCAGCGGCUGCCGGGGGAUAUAGCCAACUUCAACCAGCUCGUAGAGCUAGACAUCUCUCGAAAUGACAUAAUGGAACUCCCUGAAAGCAUUUCAUAUUGUAAAACCCUCCAAGUAGCAGAUUUUAGUGGAAAUCCUUUGACAAGAUUGCCAGAUAGUUUUCCAGAUUUACGGAGUUUAACAUGCCUUUCCAUCAAUGACAUUUCUUUACAAGCACUUCCAGACAACAUUGGAAACCUCUUUAACUUGGUAUCACUGGAACUCCGAGAGAACUUGCUGACUUAUUUGCCAGAGUCUCUGUCUCAACUUCAUAAACUUGAAGAACUGGAUGUAGGAAGCAAUGAACUGUAUAAUUUGCCCGAGACAAUAGGCUGUCUUGUCAGUCUGAAAGACCUGUGGCUGGAUGGAAACCAGCUCUCUGAAAUACCUCCGGAGCUGGGCAGUAUGAGAAGCCUUACAUGUCUGGAUGUAUCGGAGAACAAGUUAGAGCGCCUCCCAGAGGAGAUGGGGAACCUCCUCUCCCUCACUGACCUCCUGGUGUCCCAGAACCUCAUAGACGUGUUGCCGGAGGGCUUAGGCAAACUAAGACGGCUUUCAAUAUUGAAAGCAGAUCAAAACCGAUUAGUCCAGCUCCCGGAGAGCAUAGGCAACUGUGAAAGCCUGACAGAACUAGUGCUGACAGAAAACCAGCUGGUGAAUUUGCCAAGAAGUAUGGGAAAACUAAAGAAACUGUCCAACUUCAACUGUGAUAGGAAUAGACUAACAUCUUUACCAAAAGAGAUCGGUGGCUGCUGCAGUCUAAAUGUUCUGUGUGUGAGAGAGAACCGUCUGGCGCGCAUCCCUCCUGAGCUCUCGCAGGCUACAGAGCUGCAUGUGCUCGACGUUUCUGGAAACAGACUGCUGUACCUGCCCUUGACCCUGACCUCUCUACGACUCAAAGCUCUCUGGCUGUCAGAGAACCAGUCUCAACCCCUGCUCACCUUCCAGACGGAUGUGGACCCAGAGUCUGGAGAGAAGGUCCUGACGUGUGUACUGUUGCCUCAGCAGCCCUGUGAAUCAGAAAACAAAGGUUCUGAUAACCUCGCUCGCUGUGGUGCUCUGGAGAGUCUGGUGGAGAGCGGCAUGCUGGAUGACACCUGGGACGACAAAGCCACAAACAGAAUGAGCACCAUCCGUUUCAUGGAGGAGGAUGAUGAUGAGGAUGAUGAAGAGAGAACACUGUUGCGGCGGGCCACCCCACACCCCGGCGAGCUGAAGAACAUGAAGAAGGUGGCUGAGAGCAUCCGAAAGGACAUGAACGCUGCCAAAGGCCUGGAUUCCAACAAAAACGAGGUCAAUAACGCUGUGGACCGAGUGACCACGUCUGUGUGAACGCUUUAACUCCGAGAUGUCUCUUACCCAGUGUGUCUGUCCCUGAAGCCCCCGCAGAGCCAUUCCUCACUGUGUUCUCCCAGGGGCUGACCACCCUUUUGCUC